UUUAUCAGGCAAUAACAUGUUGACAGUUUGCUUUGAAUCAUUUGUUUUGAUCCUUUCAUCUCUCACUCUGUGAUGAAUCGAUUACAUUAAGAGAAAGUUGUUCUUCAUUUUAUGUAAUUGUUUUUAUCAUUUGAUUGGAAUUUCAAUUGCCGUUCAAUUACGCCUAAGUUAACCUCCUCUUUUCUGUCAAUGGCUUGGAGAAGUCAUGGACGUGAUAACGCUGAUAUGGUUCACAAUUUGAAAAAGAAUGGUAUCAUCAAGUCUGAAAGGGUUGAAUCAGCUAUGUUGGCCAUUGAUCGAGCUAAUUAUUGUAAGCAAAAUUCUUACACGGAUGCCCCUCAAAAGAUUGGAUAUGCUGUGACAAUAUCGGCUCCUCAUAUGCAUGCUCAUACUCUAGAACUACUCAAAGAUCAUCUUGUAGAAGGUGCUAAUGCUCUCGAUGUCGGUUCUGGUUCUGGUUAUUUAACGGCAUGUAUGGCCAUUAUGGUGGGUGCCUCUGGUAAGGUUUAUGGUAUCGAUCAUAUUCCAGAAUUAGUUGAACAAUCUAAACGCAAUAUUGAAAAAGAUUCGCCUGAUUUACUCAAAACUGAAAGAGUUACACUUGUUGUUGGUGAUGGCCGAAAAGGAUAUGCACCUGGGGCACCUUAUGAUGCUAUCCACGUCGGAGCAGCGGCUCCAAUAUUACCUAAAGAUCUUGUUGCUCAAUUAAAGCCUGGCGGAAGAUUAAUUAUACCAGUCGGACCCGAGCACGAAGGUCAAAAGCUAGAGCAAUUGGAUAAAUCACCUGAUGGGACUGUUACUCGUAGUACAAUUAUGGAUGUUUUGUUUGUACCUUUGACUGAUCGAGAGGCUCAAUGGCCCUGCAAGUAGAUUAAACGUCAAGCUUCCAAACUUUUUCUUAUUCUCGUCAAUUAACACAAAAUAUUCGAAUGCAUUAUGAAAAAACUCGAGAUAUACAAUACGAGUAUGUAGAUGGCAUAUUAAAAAGUAAUCAAAGUCGAGGAUGAUUUAAUUUUGCCAAACACUACAAUUGUUUUAGAUCUCUUGUCUUUCAACUAACUCGUAACGAAUCUUUGUUUUGUUUUCAAUUGUAUUUUUUCAAAAAUAAGAGAUAAUAAAAAGCAGCGAUGAAAUAUCAAAA
Tetranychus urticae (two-spotted spider mite) is the source of this 1141-nucleotide messenger RNA. RefSeq names its product Protein-L-isoaspartate (D-aspartate) O-methyltransferase (gene Pcmt). The record is from RefSeq and is a predicted model, not a curated record. Gene Ontology annotation, biological process: protein modification process. NCBI's taxonomy places the organism in Eukaryota, Metazoa, Arthropoda, Arachnida, Trombidiformes, Tetranychidae. Gene Ontology annotation, cellular component: cytoplasm. Gene Ontology annotation, molecular function: protein-L-isoaspartate (D-aspartate) O-methyltransferase activity.